CCAGACAGUGUUAAAGGCGGUUAGUCGUUUGAACGGAUUAAAAUAAGAUAUUUUUUUUAUAGACAGUGACUAUACAAGAUUUUAACUAAAAUGUCUAAUAAAUUGAUUUUCGUUGGAGAUAUAAUAUUGCCAAGUUUAUCAAACCUAAAAUGCAUAAGUGCAUAUUUAAUAGUCGAGAAUGGAGUGAUAACUGAAAGAGGUCCGAAGGAUUAUUUCUUUAAAAACCAGGAAAAUUUUAUUAAAAGGGGCUAUACAAUUAAAAUACUAGAACCUCAUCAAUUUUUAAUGCCAGGAUUUGUAGACUGCCACACACACGCACCACAGUUUCCUAAUAUUGGUCUCGGUCUUGAUCGCCCUUUACUUGAAUGGCUCGAUAAAUGUACAUUCCCUCUAGAAUGUGAAUAUCGUAAUGAGGAAUUUGCUGCCAAUGUUUAUUCUAAAGUUGUAAAAAGGUUGAUCAACAAUGGCACCACAACUGCCUGCUACUUUGGAACUCUCCACUUAGAAGGCACAUUGGAACUUGUAAAGUGUGCAGUGAAACAGAACCAGAGAGCCUUCAUAGGCAAAGUUAGUAUGAACACCAAGAAUGAUGCAGGAUAUUACAAUGACACUAAAACAGAGUUGAGAGAAGUCAAAACAUUUGUUGAAAAAGUAUUAGAGUAUAAGAAUGAUUUAGUUAAUCCAGUAAUCACUCCAAGAUUUGCAAUCAGCUGUGAUAAUGAUCUAAUGAAGAAACUAUCAGUAAUAGCAAAAGAAAAUUCAUGUCUAAUGCAGAGUCACAUAUCAGAGAAUAAAAAGGAGAUAAAGUAUGUGCUGAAUAAUAAUCCAGAAUGUAAGACAUAUUCUGAAGUUUAUGAACGUUGCGGCCUUUUUGACAAUAAGUGCAUCAUGGCUCACGGGGUGCAUCUGAGCGAGGAGGAGAUUGAUAUGUUCGCACGUGAGGGUGCAUCUAUUGCGCACUGUCCGGCCUCCAACACCAGACUCAAGUCGGGCCUCUGUCCCGUAAGGAAGUUAAUCAAUCGCGAGGUCAAAGUUGGUCUCGGAACUGAUGUAUCAGGAGGUGAUAAUGCGAGCAUAUUAGACGCGUUGCGACGCGCUAUGGACGUAUCCGAACAUCUGAACCUGAUGGGCGGCAAGGAGUCCGCCCUAAAUUGGAGGGAGGCCCUAUAUCUUGCCACGCUCGGUGGAGCUAGGGCUCUAUUCAUAGAUGAUAAAAUCGGACGUCUCGAAGUUAAUCAGGAAUUUGACGCGUUACUCAUAGAUUUGUACUCGAAGGAGAGCCCUAUUGAUAAAUAUGCAUACUCUGUGGCACACGGCGAGGAAGAAGAAAUUCUAGAACGAGUCGAGAGGUUUGUCUACUUGGGCGACGAUAGAAACAUUGUACAAGUUUAUGUUAAGGGUAGAAAAGUUAAAGAUAUUUUAUAAAUAAUUAAAUAUUAUAUUUACAAUAAUAAAAUACAAUAAAAUGUUAUUAUAUAAUAAUAGAGCGCAGCCUAUCGGCGGAUUUUUUUAAAAAUAUUUUCUUAUUAUUAAUUGUAACAUUUUUGAUAUACAAUAAAUGAAUAUUUACAAUUAUAAUUAAAAACAAAUGAUAAUGACAACAAUAUGGCAAGAAAAGGAAUGUUUGAGUAAUAAAGUAUAUUAUAGUUUUGUAAUGGUGUGAUCGUUUAUUAUUGAAUGCAGUGUUCCCAGUGAGUUUUUUUACUUAUUCGAUAGCGUUGACGUUUACUGCUAUUUCUAUUUUUCUCACUAGAUGGCGCUGUUUUCAAUCCAUAAAAUCAAUAAAAAACCUGGCACUGGGCACACAACUCGAAUAUCUAUCGAACUGAUACUAAAAUUGGACCAUUUUUAAUUAACUCAUCAAGUGAUAGUUUUAUAUUUGAACGUUUAAUUAUUACUCUAAAUAGAUUUAAUUUAUCAUUGUAUUGUUACAUUAAGAAGAAGUCACGAGCUCCUUGAACUAGUGUUAUACAAAAGAGUUACUGACUCUGCAGUCGAGUAAGGGUCCUGAAUAAGUUGUUGUUUUUAUGAGUAUCAUAUCAUCACAUUUUCUCACAAAAUCAUUAAUAUUUCACACUUCAUCUGUCCACUCGUAAUGUUAUAAAUGAUAUAUGUUGUAUGGUUUAUAAAUGUGUAUAUGUAUCUUUGUGUAUGUAUUGUUUACAUUUAUAUAUAUGUAUGUACAAUGCACUCGCCUGUUAGGUCCUGCACGCAUCUUAAUGCAGGGUUGUCUGGAAGAGGUCACUACUUGAGUGAUAAGACCGCCCUUGCACGCAUCAUGUUGAGGUUCACAAUUUUAUUUAUAUAACAUGGCUUCUCUUGAACUUUUGGUUUUCUUUUUUUUUUUCAUUGUGAGUACAAUAAAGUUCUUUAAUAUUAAUAAUAAUAUUUUUCCGUACAUACAUAAGAUUCCAUAAUAUGUAUUGAGAAGCAACAGUUAAUAAUUAAAUUUCUGUCUUAGAGAUUCUUUACCUCCUAGGUGAUAGAUUGCGCGAAUAGCCCUCUUUUGCAGCACAAAUAUCGUAUUGAUUGCGGCAGCAAUGUAGCAAAUACUGUGAAAAUAACUAAAAUAAUAUAUCGUGUAUUUGUCCAACAGACAUUAUGAUUACUUAAAAUGCAUUGUAGUUUCAUUUUUUACUAUGUUUACUUAAUGUUAUGUUAAUAAUAAAUAUUUUUUAAAUCG
Molecule: messenger RNA, 2683 nt
Organism: Nymphalis io (European peacock)
Lineage: Eukaryota; Metazoa; Arthropoda; Insecta; Lepidoptera; Nymphalidae
Product: guanine deaminase
Exons: 9
Coding region: 91-1425 (444 amino acids)
Biological process (GO): guanine catabolic process
Cellular component (GO): cytosol
Molecular function (GO): guanine deaminase activity; zinc ion binding
Source: RefSeq, a predicted model, not a curated record